AGCUAAGAAGUUCCGUCGGGGGUGGAGGACUUUUUCCAAGCCUUUGUUUCUGUGGAGUCUCUGUGCAUGGCCUGCUGUGAUGAGCAGUCGGUUUUUCUCUAGAGAAGGCAUAAAGAGAAGCAGAGGCAGAGAUGGGACGAGCAGGGAGAAUGCUCCUGCCUCAUCGGAGCCACCGGUUUUCGGGAGAGAGCGGCAGCCCCCACCUGCCUGUGGACUGAGCACUUAAAGGGCUGGUGAUGAUCAACCUCUUCUGACAAUGGAGAGAGCAUGCGGUGGAUGUUAGGGGAACCAAACCCCAAGAGGGAACCAGCUUCAGUGGAAAGCGGAGUGCGUGCCUCCCCGAGGCAGGGCAUUGCUGAGCCCCAGAGAGGAGCCCUGGGUUCCGCUGCCUCCCCCGCAGGACAAGGCAUGACAGCACCUGCAUUGGAAUAUAGACUGUGCUUUGGAGCCUUUGGCAUCAGCUUCCACCUGGUGCGUAAGUUUGUGGUCUCUCCAGCAAGUUCAGGGAAGUGAGGGAGUCGCAGUUCUCUGUCAUUCAGCAGGUGUGGACUGAGGGCUGGCUCUGUGCUAGGCCCUGUGCUGGAUGCUGGGUUCCAUUGUGAGGCCAGGCACAGCCAAGGCAGAGACGAACAUUCCUACAGUCGCUCACGACACCAAGCUCCACAGACCAGAGAAUGGACAGAUCCACAGGAACGAAAGACAGGCUGUCAGGUGCCCAGCCCUGGGGAGCCUCCGGAAGAGGAGAGAGGACCACCCAUCAUGGCUGACCUUGGGAGGACUUGGGUCUUCACAAAUUGUGUUCCUUGGUAUAUAUAAGAGGGUUAAAAUAGACACAAGAAAUAUCCAUCUAUUCCCAUUCAUUUAUUUGACACAUACUCUUGGGGCCAUGAGUUCAAUUCCCAGAAGAGGAUCAUGAUGGUGGGGGGAGGAAGGAUGUGGCGAGGGGCCGUGCAGGAGCCCAGGGGGCUUGUCUUAUGGCCGCUCUUGAUCGAACUCCUCUGAGGCCCCAGAGGUGCUCCUUCAUCCCCAGCUUGCUUGUGAGGCUGCGUUGGCUCCCCAAGGCCCAGUUUCCUGCUGAGACCCAGCCACACACUUAGCCCUGAGUGUACCAGGUGGCUCCACUCAGAGUGCUGCUCCAGGCCCUCUCCCUGGGGCUUCCUGCCACGUGACUGCACAUUUGGGGUCUGGAGAAGGGCCCAGGGACUGAACUGCAAAGGCGAAGGGUGUCCCUGCUCCUCCUGACCACAGCUUCUGGACUGGCAUGUGUGUCUGAUGGUGCAAGACCAGAGGGGCAUGGCCAAUGAGAGAGUUAUUCUUUCUACCCGUGAGUCUCCCUCGGACACACAGGAUUUCUCAUGUCUCCUCCUGGUUUUGCUGCUUUUUUUUUUUUUUUUUCUAGCUGCAUGAGGUAGUUUUGUUUGAAAGAAUAGUCAAUGCAGACUGCAGUUUUCCGAAUGAGGCUUGCUUUUGGCAAGUGAGUGAGAUAUCUUUGUGUUUGUUUGUUUCCUUCAGAAAAAAGGGCCUGAGAAAGCAAGUUAACAAUUCUUUGGAAAUGAUUUUUCUUUUUCUUUGGUGACUGUUGCCACAUGCUUAGUUCAUUGGUUAUUGGUUACAUGCUCUGGAGAGUCUAUCUGUACCAUGGUGCUUAGAAAAAUUAGAAUGGGAGUGAUGGAUUUAUUUGUUAUAUUGAAUUGAUAUAACUCACAUACCAUGCAAUUCACCCUUUUAAAGUGUCGGAUUCAGUGGCUUCUAGUAUAUUCACAAGGUUGUGCAACCAUCACUGUGAUCUAAUUCCAGAACAUUUUCAACACCCCCAAAGAAACCCCAUACAUUACAGUCACUCUCACUGUCUUUGUUUUUUUUUUUGUUUUUUUUGAGAUGGAGUCCCGCUCUGUAGCCCGGGCUGGAGUGCAGUGGCAUGAUCUCAGCUUGCUGCAACCUCUGGCUCCUGGGUUCAAGCUAUUAUCCUGCCUCAGCCUCCUGAGUACCUAGGACUACAGGUGUGCACCACCACACCCGGCUAAUUUUUUGUAUUUUUAGUAGAAAUGGGGUUUCACCAUGUUGGCCAGGCUAGUCUCAAACUCCUGGCCUCAAGUGAUCCGCCUGCCUUGGCCUCCCAAAGUGCUGGGAUUACAGGCAUGGGAUUACAUGUUGCUGCAUGGAUACAUGAUUUUAUUAUUUUUAUGGCUUUGUAUAUUCCGUGGUGUAUAUAUGCCACUUUUUCUUCAUCCAGUCUACCGUUGACAGGCACCCAGGUUGAUUCCAUGCCUUUGCUAUUUGUGAAUAGUGCUGUGAUAAACAUACGAGUGCAGGUGUCUUUUUGGUAGAAUGAUUUAUCUUCCUUUGGGUAGAUACCCAGUAAUGAGAUUGCUGGGUCGAAUGGUAGUUCUACUUUUAGUCCUUUAAGAAAUAUACAAACUGUUUUCCACAGGAGUUGAACUAAUUUACAUUCCCACCAACAAUGUGUGAGUGUUCCCUUUUUUUUCUGCAACCUCACCAACAUCUGUUAUUUUUUGACUUUUUAGUCAUAGCCAUUCUGACUGCUGUGAGAUGGUAUCUCAUUGUGGUUUUGAUUUGCAUUUCUCUGAUAAUCAGAGAUGAUGAGCAUUUUUAAAAUAUGCUUGUUGGCUGCUUGCAUGUCUUCUGUUGAGAAGUGUCUCUUCAUGACCUUUGCCCACUUUUUAAUGGUUUUGUUGUUGUUUGUUUAAGUUCCUUAUAGAUUCUGAAUAUUAGACCUCUGUUGGCUGCAUAGUUUGCAAAUCGUUUCUCCCAUUCCAUAGGUUGUCUGUUUGCAUUGUUGAUUAUUUCUUUUGCUACAUAGAAACACUUUGGUUUAAUUAGGUACCAGUUGUCAAUAUUUAUUUUUGUUGCAUUUGCUUUUGAGGACUUAGUCUUAAAUUCUUUGUCUAGGCUGACAUUCAGAAGAGUAUUUCCUUGGUUUUCUUGUAGGAUUUUUAUAGUUUGAAGUCUUACAUUUAAGUAUUUAAUUCAUUUUGGGUUAAUUUUUGUAUAUAUUGAGAGGUAAGAGUCCAGUUUCGUUCUGGAAUUAGAGUGGCACUAAUCACUCUAUUCAACAUUCUUCUGCAUAUGGUUAGCUAGUUUCCCCAGCACCAUUUAUUGAAUAGGGGGUCCUUUCUUUCACUGUUUAUUUUUGUUGACUUUGUUGAAAAUCAGUUGGUUUUAGGUGUGCAGCUUUAUUUCUGGGUUCUCUAUUCUGUUCCAUUGGUCUGUGUGUCUAUUUUUAUACCAAUACCAUGCUGUGUUGGUUAUUGUAGCCUUGUAGUAUAGUUUGAAGUCAGAUAAUGUGAUGCCUCUGGCUUUGUUAUUUUUGCUUAGGAUUGCUUUGGCUAUUCAGGCUCCUUUUUGGUUCCAUAUGAAUUCUGGAAUAGUUUUUUUCUAAUUCUGUGAAAAAUGACAUUGGUAAUUUGAUAGGAAUAGUGUUGAAUUGCUUUGAGCAGUAUGGACAUUUUAAUGAUAUUGAGUCUUACAAUCCAUGAGCAUGGAGUGUUUUAUCAUUUGUUUGUUUUCUUUCAGUAGUAUUUUGUAGUUCUCCUUGUAGAGAUCUUUCACCUCCUUGGUUAGAUGUAUUCCUAGGUUUGUGUGUGUGUGUGUGUUGCUAUUGUAAAUGGGAUUGUGUUCUUGAUUUGGCUCUCGGCUUGAACAUUACUGGUGUAUAGAAAUGCUACUGAUUUUUGUACAUUGAUUUUUGUAUCCUUAAACUACUGAAGUCAUUCAUUGGGUCUAGGAGUCUUUUGGUGGCAUCUUUAGGGUUUUCUAGAUAUAGAAUCAUAUCAUCAGUGAAGAGAGAUAACUUGACUUCCUCUUUUCCUAUUUGGAUGCCUUUUAUUUCUUUCUCUUGCCUGAUUGCUCUGGCUAGGAUUUCCAGUACUAUGUUGAAUAGAGUGAUCAGUGCCAUAUCUUAAAAAUAAAACCUAAUUCAAACAAAUCCAUGUUGAACAAAAUAUCACCAUUUUACAUAAAGACAGCAUCGCAGAAAUCUUUCACUGGGACCUCCCACCAUAGUCAAUUGCAGUGGAAAUGCUCAUUCUGGGCCCUCAGGAACCUCUGGGGUUACAUGUGGAGGUUCUGCAAACACUUGUUCCAUCCACAUCUCCAGGAAAACGACCACCUAGGCUCUAAUUCUUAAACUUGCCUGCACAGAACAACCUCAUCUCUAAUGCAAUGUUUUUUUGCACACCUACAUUUCUGGGCAGCAGGCUCUGUUUAUAGGUUGUUAGGUCAAUAGUAACAAUUACUAAAGAGCUGAGCGGUGGCUCUUUUUUUUUUUUCUGUCUGCUUCUAUCUCUUCCUGUUUUCUAAGGGUUGCUACCGUGACGUUAGGUAAUGUAUAGGAAAUAAUUUACUUCCUAUUUCUGGGCCAUACCAAGUUUUAUCUCUGCUUGAGUCUCUUCCAGGUUGCUUGAAAUGGUGCUUUUCUCAGUUAAACGUGGACUUGACAUAAAGGCCAAGCCGCAGGAGGCUGCCCUCUUUUAUUUUAUUUUAUUUUCUAAGGCUCAGGGAGCAUCUCUCUGUUCUCUGAGAUGCUGCCUGCAGAGUAGGAACUGGGAGAGAACACUAAAAUCCCCUCUCAGCAAAGAGUAGCGAGCUCCCUACAGAGUGUGAGAGCACGGGCUCUUGAGCUCAUCUCUUCUCUGUGGGGCCAGCCCAAUGGUCCUUUCUGGACCUGUGGGUGUCUUCUCUGGGCAACCAGAUCAUUGUGUUUGAAUCAGAGCAUCAUUGGCUGAAAACACUCCACUGUUUAUAAAGGUUUUCCAGCAUUGUGGGCCAUCCAGAUGAUGCGGAAUGGAGGUUCCAGAACCCACCUGCCCUGCCCCUCCUGCGAGGGACCAGCCAGCUCCCACUCCUGGCCCUCCAGGGGCCCCAGGUGGCCAGGCCUCACCUCACCUGACCCUGGGCCCUGUCCUUCUGCCGCCAGAGCAGGGCCUGGCCCCCACUGUGUUCCUGAAGGCCCUGCCCAUCCCACUGUACCACACGGUGCCUCCCGGGGGCCUCCAGCCCCGCGCCCCGCUAGUGACGGGCAGCCUAGAUGGGGGCAACGUGCCCUUCAUACUCAGCCCUGUGCUGCAGCCUGAAGGGCCUGGCCCCACCCAGGUGGGGAAGCCGGCGGCCCCUACGCUGACGGUGAACAUCGUGGGCACUCUGCCUGUCCUGUCGCCGGGCCUGGGCCCCACGCUGGGCAGCCCAGGCAAGGUGCGGAAUGCGGGCAAGUACCUGUGUCCGCACUGUGGUCGCGACUGCCUGAAGCCCAGUGUUCUAGAGAAGCACAUCCGGUCCCACACGGGUGAGAGGCCCUUCCCGUGUGCCACCUGCGGCAUCGCCUUUAAGACCCAGAGCAAUCUCUACAAGCACAGGCGGACGCAGACGCACCUUAACAACUCCCGGCUGUCCUCAGAGUCCGAGGGCACCGGGGGCGGCCUCCUGGAGGAAGGGGACAAGGCCGGAGAGCCCCCCAGACCAGACGGCAGGGGCGAGAGCAGGAGCCAGGGGAUGCACGAAGGCGCCUCGGAGAGACCCCUUUCUCCGGGUGCCCACGUGCCCCUACUUGCCAAGAACCUGGAUGUGAGGACCGAAGCUGCUCCCCGUCCAGGGUCCGCAUUUGCCGACAGAGAGGCUCCUUGGGACUCUGCCCCCAUGGCGUCACCUGGGCUCCCCGCGGCCAGCACACAGCCCUGGCGCAAGUUGCCAGAGCAGAAGUCGCCGACCGCCGGGAAGCCGUGCGCCCUGCAGCGGCAGCAGGCGACGGCAGCCGAGAAGCCCUGGGAUGCCAAGGCCCCCGAGGGCCGGCUGCGGAAGUGUGAGAGCACCGACUCGGGGUACCUGUCGCGCUCCGACAGCGCGGAGCAGCCGCAUGCGCCCUGCAGCCCCCUGCACAGCCUUUCGGAGCACAGCGCCGAGUCCGAGGGGGAGGGCGGCCCGGGCCCGGGGCCAGGGGUCGCAGGGGCCGAGCCCGGGGCGCGAGAAGCCGGCCUGGAGCUGGAGAAGAAGCGGCUGGAGGAGCGCAUCGCCCAGCUCAUCUCCCACAACCAGGCGGUGGUGGACGAUGCCCAGCUGGACAACGUACGGCCCCGGAAGACCGGGCUGUCCAAACAGGGCAGCAUCGACCUGCCCACGCCCUACACCUACAAGGACUCCUUCCACUUUGACAUCCGCGCGCUGGAGCCAGGCCGUAGGAGGGCCCCGGGCCCCGUGCGCUCCACCUGGACGCCCCCAGACAAGUCUCGGCCCCUCUUCUUCCACUCCGUCCCCACUCAGCUCUCCACCACCGUGGAAUGUGUCCCCGUCACCAGGAGCAACUCGCUGCCCUUCGUCGAGGGCUCCAGGACGUGGCUGGAGCCCAGGGAGCCCCGGGACCCCUGGUCCAGGACGCAGAAGCCUCUGAGCCCCAGGCCCGGCCCAGCCCGCCUGGGCUGCCGCUCGGGACUAAGCUCGACUGACGUUCCCAGUGGGCAUCCCCGGGCCCUGGUCAGACAGGCCGCGGUGGAGGACCUGCCAGGCACCCCCAUUGGCGAUGCCCUGGUGCCCGCAGAGGACACAGACGCAAAGAGAACUGCUGCGCCGGAGGCCAUGGCCGGCAAGGGCAGAGCGGGCGGCAGGAAGUGCGGCCAGAGAAGGCUGAAGAUGUUCUCCCAGGAGAAGUGGCAGGUGUACGGGGAUGAGACGUUCAAAAGGAUCUACCAGAAAAUGAAAGCCAGUCCCCAUGGAGGCAAGAAAGCCAGGGAGGUGGGAGUGGGCAGUGGGGCAGAACUGGGCUUUCCUCUGCAGAAAGAGGCAGCAGGGAGCUCAGGCACAGUCCCCACCCAAGACAGGAGGACCCCUGUCCAUGAGGACAUAUCCGCAGGGGAAGCGCCAGAGCCUUGGGGAAAUCCACCAGCCCUGGAGGCCUCCUUGGUGACUGAACCCACUAAGCAUGGGGAGACGGUGGCCAGGACAGGAGACAGUGACCGACCCAGGGUGGAAGAGGCUGUGUCAUCCCCUGCACUGGGUGGCAGAGACAGUCCCUGUUCAGGCAGUAGGAGCCCCCUGGUCUCUCCAAAUGGGAGGCUGGAACUGGCGUGGCAGAUGCCCCCAGCACCUGGCCCCCUCAAAGGGGGUGACGUAGAGGCCCCCAGGCCAGUUUUGCCGGACCCCAAGCUGGAAGGAGGUGCCCGAGGUGCGGGGGAUGUUCAGGAGACCUGCCUGUGGGCCCAGACUGUCCUGAGAUGGCCCAGCAGGGGCUCUGGGGAGGACAAGCUCCCCUCGGAGAGGAAGAAGCUGAAAGUGGAGGACCUGCACAGCUGGAAGCAACCAGAGCCUGUGAGCGCAGAGACCCCAGGUGGGCCCACGCAGCCUGCCUCUUUGUCAUCCCAGAAGCAGGAUGCCGAUCCCGGGGAGGUGCCAGGGGGCUCAAAGGAGAGUGCCAGGCAGGUGGGCGAGCCUCUGGAGUCCUCUGGAGCCUCCUUGGCUGCUGCUUCUGUUGCCCUGAAGAGGGUGGGGCCAAGGGACAAGGCUACCCCACUGCAUCCUGCAGCCCCAGCCCCCGCAGAGCACCCCCCGCUGGCCACCCCACCUCAGGCUCCUAGAGUGCUCUCUGCCCUGGCAGACAAUGCCUUUUCCCCCAAGUACCUCCUCAGGUUACCUCAGGCAGAGACCCCCUUACCACUGCCCAUUCCCUGGGGACCAAAGCACAGCCAGGACUCUCUCUGCAGCAGUGGGUGGCCUGAAGAACGGGCAUCAUUUGUUGGGUCAGGACUGGGGACCCCUCUUUCUCCCAGCCCAGCCUCAGGCCCCUCCCCAGGUGAGGCGGACAGCAUCCUGGAGGACCCCAGCUGUUCCAGGCCACAGGAUGGGAGAAAAGGGGCACAGUUGGGGGGGGACAAGGGGGACAGGAUGGCCACUAGCAGGCCAGCAGCCAGGGAGUUGCCCAUCUCAGCACCAGGGGCUCCCAGGGAGGCUACCUCCUCCCCGCCCACUCCAACGUGUGAGGCACACUUAGUUCAGGACAUGGAGGGUGACAGCCACCGUAUCCAUCGCCUCUGCAUGGGCAGCACUUUGGCAAGGGCCAGGCUCUCUGGGAAUGUCCUGAAUCCCUGGGUACCCAACUGGGAGCUGGGGGAGCCUCCUGGGAAUGCCCCAGAAGAUCCUUCUUCAGGGCCCCUGGUGGGCCCCGACCCGUGUUCCCCACUCCAGCCUGGCUCCUUCCUCACUGCCCUCACUCGGCCUCAGGGUGUGCCCCCAGGCUGGCCAGAGCUGGCCUUGUCUUCCCACUCAGGGACGUCCCGGAGCCACAGCACCCGCAGUCCCCACAGCACCCAAAACCCCUUUCCCUCACUGAAGGCUGAGCCACGGCUCACGUGGUGUUGCCUGAGCCGCAGUGUCCCUCUGCCCGCGGAGCAGAAGGCAAAGGCGGCAUCUGUGUACUUGGCGGUGCACUUUCCUGGUAGCAGCCUCCGAGAUGAGGGUCCCAAUGGCCCUCCUGGGAGCAAUGGAGGAUGGACCUGGACAAGCCCUGGAGAAGGAGGGCCGGCGCAGAUGUCCAAGUUCUCCUACCCAACAGUCCCAGGGGUGAUGCCCCAGCACCAGGUGUCUGAGCCAGAAUGGAAGAAAGGCCUGCCUCGGAGAGCAAAGAUGUCUCGUGGGAACAGCAAGCAGAGAAAACUGAGGAUCAACCCUAAAAGGUACAAAGGGAAUUUCUUGCAGAGCUGUGUUCAGCUGAGAGCCAGUAGACUUCGCACACCAACCUGGGUGCGAAGAAGAAGCCGCCACCCUCCCGCACUUGAGGGACUGAAGCCAUGCAGGACCCCUGGGCAGACCUCUUCAGAAAUAGCAGGUCUGAAUCUGCAAGAGGAGCCAUCUUGUGCCACCUCAGAAUCACCUCCUUGUUGUGGGAAGGAAGAGAAGAAGGAAGGUGACUGCAGACAAACCUUAGGAACCCUCUCUCUUGGUACAAGUUCAAGAAUUGUCAGGGAAAUGGACAAACGAACUGUGAAGGAUAUUUCUCCAUCUGCUGGUGAGCAUGGUGACUGUACUACUCACAGCACUGCUGCCACAUCAGGAUUAUCUCUGCAAUCUGACACCUGCCUGGCAGUGGUUAAUGACGUGCCUCUACCCCCUGGCAAAGGUCUUGACCUUGGGUUGCUGGAGACUCAGCUGCUGGCCUCCCAGGAUUCAGUCUCAACAGAUCCCAAACCAUGCAUCUUCUCAGAUGCUCAAAGGCCUUCUUCCUUUGGGUCCAAAGGAACUUUUCCCCACCAUGACAUUGCUACCUCUGUGGCUGCCGUUUGUAUUUCUCUGCCAGUGAGAACAGAUCACAUAGCCCAGGAAAUUCACAGUGCUGAACCACGAGACCACAGCCAGACUGCAGGGAGGACUCUGACAUCAAGCUCCCCAGACAGCAAAGUCACAGAAGAGGGCAGAGCACAGACCCUCUUGCCAGGGAGACCUUCAUCUGGACAAAGAAUUUCAGAUUCGGUUCCACUGGAGUCAACUGAAAAAACUCAUCUUGAAACACCAGCUUCAGGACCAAGUUCAGCUAGUUCACACCACAAGGAAGGGAGACACAAGAUGUUUUUUCCUUCCAGAGGCCAGUAUGGGUGUGGGGAAAUGACUGUCCCCUGCCCCUCUUUAGGAAGUGACGGUAGGAAACGUCAGGUAUCUGGAUUAAUCACUCGGAAAGAUUCUGUGGUUCCUUCUAAGCCAGAGCAGCCCAUAGAAAUUCCUGAAGCCCCUUCUAAAUCCCUCAAGAAGAGGAGUCUGGAAGGAAUGAGAAAGCAAACUCGAGUAGAGUUCAGUGACACCAGCAGCGACGAUGAAGACCGAUUAGUUAUAGAAAUAUGAAGCUUCCAGAGAAACAUGGUGUCUUUGGUCAAAAAGACUGUUGACGCUUCACAAGUAAAUGUUGUCAGGCUGGCGGAAGAACUAAACUCUAUCUGUGAAACACCUACAGAUUAGGAAAGCCAUUUUGAGUUAUUUACAAGCCAACUCCAACCAACUUCUGACCCCCAACUCAGCCGCAGCGUUCUCCAGCUCCCCUUGGGAGUGCUCUGCUCAUCUUCAAAUGGUGCCAGGCAGGGCAGACAUGGCAAGGAAGCAAACUCUGCAAAUGGUCAACGUGCACAGUGACUGGGCCUUGACUCCCAGCCUCGUCUUCUGCACCUGUCCCCCACUGCCUCUCUGCAAUCAAAUGGCACUAACCAAGAAAGCCACCAUCAACACAUUUCUCCACAAGUGGACCCCACACAGUCGAGGCAACUGGCUUUCUCCAUUAGUAAACUGAGGGUUUGCUUCCAAGGUGGAGAGCACACUUGGGAUAAUUGGAGUAGCUUGACAAAGAGACGGGGGGUGUGAACUGGGCACAAAGAUACUUCUGUUCAUUUUGGAGACAAAAUUCAGAUACAUUAAAAAACUGAAGCUUGUUCAGAGUAAUUCACGUCCUUAGUGGAGUUGUAAAUACACUUCAAAAUGCCUAUGAUCCGGUGAUAUGCUGAUUACUUUUAAAUGUUGCACAAAUGGUCAAUACUUAUUUAUGGUCAGAUGAUGCAAGCACAUGCUCUUGUGCCUGGUGCGUUUGCUGUGGAGAUCUCUGAGACUGUCGGUUUUUCUAGUUCUUGCAAAGGAACGGUGUUAAAAGUUAAUAGAACUGUCUCUCUGUAAUGAGUCAUUUUUUGAGAGGGAAAAAUUCACUUAUUUUCCUCUGAUUCUUCUUGUCAUAUUGUGCUCUGAGCAAUUUCAAUUAGAGGGUUACAUUUUAGUAAUCUGUACAGCUUCAACUGAUGCCUGCUCGUCGUGACGGGAGCCUUUUAGAUUUCCUUCAGAAGCUUCAAGGAUACAAAACUAAUUGGAGUUUUGACGCUGUUUUACAUCUCGGUAAUUUUAUUUUCGGGGCUUAGUGUUACUUUGCUGUCAAAUUAAAUCAGCCUCUGUAUUGUGCACGUCAGAACUGCACAGAUAAAAUUCCCCAGUAUUCCAAGCCGGUGCGCCCCUGUGCAGAAGAAAACAGAUCUACGUCAGCCAGCCCAGGGGGCAAAGCCUCAGUUCCACUGCCUUCCUCUCCCCCUCCUUCCACGGGAGAGGAGAAACUUAAAGAGGUUUACAUUGCUGCAUUUCAAUAAAAUUUUAUACUUGCUUUUGGUAUGAUUUUGUACAAUUUGAAAUUUGUAGCUGAGCUCUUUUGGUGUAACUUUGAUGUAAUGAUGUUCAUGUGACAUCUUGUACUUCAGAGACACAGCAGCAAUGCAGAGCAUCUCACACAUGUGAAUACACUUCAGUCAGUCUGUGCCUGUGACUAAGUAUGGUCAAAUUUCAAGUAUCUUCAUGUGAAUUUUCCAAUUUUGGUGUUUUUCAUAGAAAACUUCAAUGCCAGACCAGCUUCCCUGGUUACUUAGCAUAUAUUUGUGACCAUUUCAUAUGCACUCAUAAAUAUCCAAGGAUUUCAGGCCCAGCCAAGAAAAACAUAAGAAGGGAGGUGAAAAGGAUGUUGGACAUUCACUUAGUGUACUUUUUAAACCCAACAAAAGUGAUGUGGUGAUUAUCUCCCUUUUUGAAGGAUUCAUGCCACUGUAAUGAGAGAGGCAGUGUAGGCAAAUGGUCUGAGCCUUGGAUGGAGAUUGAAGUCCUGACUUUAGCUGGGAGAUCUUGGUUAAGAGUCUUUCUGUACCUUAGUUUCCCUAAGUGAGAAUAAGAGAGUUGAACAAGAUGAAUGUAUCUCCAGGUUCCAAUUUUUCUGAGAAUGGUUGAUAGAGAAGCUGCUCUCUCCUUAAAAUGCAUGGACUCAAUGGCUUGAAGAUAUUCCCCAUGGGGAACCAUUGCCACGGAGGCCUUGCAUGCAAGAAGUUUGGGUGGGGACAGUGAGGAACUGACACACAAGCACCUUCCACCAAUUAUUGCUGUGAAGAACCUGAGCCUGAAGAAGCUCCAUCUAAUUUUUUCCCCAGAGUUCCAGAUUUUAGGGUGCAAUCAUCCAGCCUAUACAUGUGGCUCAUAGUUCAAAAAAUUAAAAGCAAAACCAGAAGUCUCCAGUAGGAAUGGAGAAAACCUAUCUGUAGGCUGAACUGGCACCUUUGUCUUAGGAGGCACUGGUCAGGGUGCCUCCUUUCUGGGUGGCUACUGUGGAAUCAAUGGGGUCACUGGCUGUAAAUCAGUAAGUCAUAGCUCCAAACAGCACCAACUUCAGGAUGAUGGUGGAAGCUCUGUCCCUCUAGGAGCCACCGUUGCCAGCUGUCACAUCCCAACCUAGGUCAAAUAUGGCGGAAUAUUGAUUUCGUCCCUAACUCCCUGUAUCUCUUACAAAGGUAAAGCAGGUAGCCAAGCCACCUUGCUUCCCUGGUCUUUGCCUAGUGGCUGGCAAUGUUUACAAGUGUACCUUACUUUAUAUCAACAUGAAUUUGUGAAAAAGCUGUAUGUCAAUGGAUUUUUUUAAAAUUAAAAAUGUAUUUUGAAUGACCCUAAGGGAGCUGGCUCUUAAAAAGCAUCCUAAGGUAAAGAUUUUUUUUAAAUGAAGAAUCUUUUUAUAAAGCAAUGAACAAUCUCUGAUUUUAUAAAUCUUAAUUUUCCUUUGGGUUUUCUUAAAGUGAAAUACAAUUAUAAGAAUACAUUUUAAGGGUAACAUUAACAACCUAGAACCCAGUUUGGGUUACUAAAAAUAAAAUGUCAGUAUUAUCAAUUGAUAACUACCACAGUUUUAUACUCUGCAAGUGUGUACUGCAUGAUGGUUAAGGAAAAACAAAUUUAUUUUAGAACAAAGCAAACCAGAGUUUAAAGAUCAGGGAUUUCCUUCUUUCCCCAAUGCUAAUUUUCCCAGUGUUAAUUUUAUUAUAUCUUUAGGUAAGGGUCUUAACCAACUGAUGCCUCAGUUUCUUCCACAGAGAAUAGUUAGAGGGAUGCUGUCAUGAACUAAGGGAAGGGCACUGAAUUUUUUUUGCCAAUCUCAAAAGUGACAUUUCCCCAUGAUGUUCAAGACUCACCAGGUUUCUCUCUCCACCUGUACCUACACCCAGCUAGAUCUUGUCGUUAAAGAUGUAUGGAGGGAAGAGGUUUCAAUCCUUCCCUCCUUGGCAACCUACAUUGUUAAGUGACUCAAAGUCAUGUGAUUUUUGGUGGACAACUGGAAUCCUCCUUCUUGUAAAACACAUUGAAAAACAGCUCAUCUCUCCUGUUAGGCUUAACCCUUGCGAUUUGAGACAAAGCUAAUAACCCCUUUGGUUCACAUCUCACAGUAACCAGGAGAACCUAUGGUUCAUUUGCCAAGUGAUUAAAAAAAAAAGAUGGAGGAGGGUGUCUCUGAAUUUUAAUGGAAACACUGCCAAUAGCAUGGUGGGUAACCUAGGGCAAGACAGACUUUUUCUUCCUGAAAUCACUCUUCUAAAGCUGAGACCGGAAGAGGAACCUUGCAGAAGUGCACUGUGACCACAGUUCUUGGCAUGAAAGAUAAACAAUUUGCAGUCUCAUGCCAAAAAGUAUUUCCUUGCAUUUACAUUCAUUACUUAGAAUGAUCACAUUAUUCAUUUUUUUCCCCAGCACAGAAAUUUGCAUUUUGCACAAAAUUUGCCUGGUGCAGCAGAUCUUUAUAGUUAUGGAAACUGUCAUCAUUAUCGGAAUGUGCUGCUGCUCAACUCCCCAGACAUAAUUUAAUAUGGUGAGGAGAAUAUGACCUGCCUGGCUCUAUGGGUGAUCAUAUUUCUACUACUGCAGCAAGCUGGGCUUGUGUAUUUUUCCUCACUUCAGUUGUUCUUCCCAUAGUUCAUGUAGGGAGGCACUUUGGCUUUUGAAACACUACAUUUCUCAAUAUUUAAGCACAAUUUAUUGUCCUUAUUUUUCAGAACCCAUUAAAUAUAAGGGUCAGAACCCAGAAAAUCUUAUGUGCUGGAUUUCUACCCUGUAUGAUUCUUUUCGUCCAUGCUUUGCACUUAUGUAGGAAUAUACAUAAUUUGGUCUGAAGAAGUAUAGGAACAGUUGAGCACAUUACUUCACCACUGGAAGAAUAGGAACCAGGGAAAAGCAUCAGCCUCUGCCACUUGGAGCACUAGAGGAUGACGGAAUGUCUUGUAUAUGCGGUCAGCUGUUCAGGAUUUACUACUCAAUUGGUUGUUCACAAUCAGGGAAAUGAUUGGCUUCUUGGUUGUUUGUUGAACUUUCUUUCUUUAUAUGGUUAAAUUAUUUUGUUUUGAUAAAAAUAAAACUUAAAAUGCAAA
Molecule: messenger RNA, 14186 nt
Organism: Pan troglodytes (chimpanzee)
Lineage: Eukaryota; Metazoa; Chordata; Mammalia; Primates; Hominidae
Gene: ZNF831
Product: zinc finger protein 831
Exons: 8
Coding region: 4804-9834 (1676 amino acids)
Source: RefSeq, a predicted model, not a curated record